Messenger RNA from Peronospora matthiolae, 480 nucleotides. The record is from the annotation of a GenBank genome assembly. NCBI's taxonomy places the organism in Eukaryota, Oomycota, Peronosporomycetes, Peronosporales, Peronosporaceae.
AUGUCUCGACGAGCUACAGCCAGCUCGUCACGAAUAGAACGAGUCGAACGUUUCGAUCUCAAGUUGCGCGCACGCAAAAGCGAUCCUCAAGCUCAUGACGCCGAGUUCGUCCAUGAGUCAAGUCGUCGUGUAACUGAUCCGUUGCACAGUUCGGCUCUUGAAUAUCAAGAUGAUCCGACCCUCGAGCCGGAUCAGGUGUUCCCGCCGCCACCACAUCCUUUGGUGGACUCAAGCGGUGGUCAACGCUUCCUAGUGGAGCGUAUUUUGGACCACCGCGAUGUUAAUGGCGUCCGGACGAGUUACCUCGUCCGCUGGCGUGGCUAUCCACCGGCGUGGGACAGCUGGGAGCCUCGUGCCCAGCUGAUUGUUGAUGUCCUGGGUCUAGUCGAUCAGCACGGCGAAAUCCAUCCGCUGCGUUUGAAGAAGGGCCGUCGGAAAACGACCUCCCCGAACGCGAGUACAUGGAUUGCAAAGUAUUAA